Molecule: messenger RNA, 5391 nt
Organism: Nothobranchius furzeri (turquoise killifish)
Lineage: Eukaryota; Metazoa; Chordata; Actinopteri; Cyprinodontiformes; Nothobranchiidae
Product: chloride anion exchanger
Biological process (GO): transmembrane transport
Cellular component (GO): plasma membrane
Molecular function (GO): chloride transmembrane transporter activity; bicarbonate transmembrane transporter activity; secondary active sulfate transmembrane transporter activity
Source: RefSeq, a predicted model, not a curated record
UUUUCUGAUUAGAAGUGACAAAAAUGACUGAAUAAAAUUCGAGAGAACAACAAUAAAAUCAAGACAUUGUCUGCCUUUACUUUAUUAUUUUAAAAAGGGGGGAAAUUGGUCUUUAAUUCAUGUGUUCAUUCAUUUUAAAUGGACAGAUGUGUCCAGUCCUUUAACUGCUACGGUACAUGCAGAUGGUAACAGCCCAGCGUAGAUACAAACAGAAUUUUUGCAGAAGGGCUAAACCUUUUAGAUUUAAGAAGCUGCAGAAGACAGAGCUACACAUAUGAUUUGAUGUGGGCCACCCCUGAAGAGAAAACCCAAAGUAGAAAGAUGAAACAAAGAAAUUUACAUAUUUAACAGUGUGCAGAUUAGCAGCAGUAUUACUGAGAGCAGCAGGUGGAGCUAAUAUCCUUCACUUUUCUGCACAUUUGUGGAAAAUAUUACAGUAAUGUACAUGGAAAGCUGCAAUGUUGGGUCUGCAUCAAAAAAUGUUACUGGUCCAGGACUGAAACCAAUAUGGUGACGACAGAUACUGAUGUAAUUUGGGUCUUCAACUGAGGAAGGGAAGUCUGAUCAUCAGUGAGGUAUUACUGGGAAACUUAUCAUGAUUUUCAUAUAGAAGCACCACCCAAAUAAAUAAGUGUGUUUUCUGUAUGACAGGAGAGACACGAAGGCCUUUGGAAAUGUGAGUAAAAGCAGAUUACAUGAAGAAGACAGAUAAUCUUAAAUGUUUUAAGAAACUGAACGAUUCAAACCUAUCAGGUUCUCCUGUCAGCUUCAACAUAACAGAAUCAUAAAAGAAAGAAUAAAAAGUGAGGAGAAAGUGUGAUGACGACAGUACGACAUUACAACAAACCAUAAAUGUCCCUGCUGUAAUGAUUAAACGGAGCAAGGACAAAGCCCACAUCCUGAUGGGAUUGAUCUCAUAGCAGAUUAGUUACUGAAAGCAAAGGUUCCUUCCUUCUUACAUGAUUCCAGAAUUAGACAUUUCAGACACUUCAGCGGUGAGGAUGGUGAGUUCUAGACAACAGUAUGUGGUGUCCAGACCCGUUUACUCUGAGGACAGCUUCGCUGAAGAUCAUGAGAGGAUUCAAAGAAAACACAGAACCCUGCUGGACCACGGCAAAGAUUAUCUGACCAGCUGUGAUGCCAAACGUGCCAAAAGGACACUCCUCUCAUUUCUGCCUGUGAUUGGUUGGCUGAGGACUUACAGAUUUAGAGAGUGGCUGCUGGGGGAUGUGGUGUCUGGAGUCAGCACUGGACUGGUGGCCAUCAUGCAGGGACUUGCCUUUUCUCUGCUGGCCUCGCUGCCUGUGAGCUACGGUCUCUACACAGCUUUCUUCCCAGUGUUAACAUACUUUUUUCUUGGCACUUCAAGGCACAUAUCUAUAGGCUCCUUCCCUGUCUUAAGUCUGAUGAUUGGGGCUGUGGUGACCCGCCUGGUCCCUGAAGAAGGACCACAUGCAAAUAUCACAGACUUUGAAGGUCUAAGCCAAGACCAGCGUAGAGUCCUGGUGGCCUCCUCUGUGACAUUCCUCAUGGGGAUAUUGCAGCUUUCGAUGGGCAUCCUGCAGGUGGGCUUUAUCGUUGUAUACCUGUCAGACACCCUGGUGUCUGGUUUUACCACAGCAGCUGCUGUCCACAUCCUGGUAUCACAGCUCAAGUUUGUGUUGGGGUUGAGUGUUCCUGGAUUCAGCGGUCCACUUUCUAUCAUAUAUACAUUAGAAAGUAUCUUUGUUCAGAUCACCUCCACCAACAUGUGUGACCUGGUGAUGUCCAUAGUGAUAAUGGUGGUGGUUUUUAUUGUGAAGGAGUUAAACGACAGAUACAAACCCAAGCUGCCUGUUCCCGUACCCAUAGAGGUGAUCAUGACCAUCAUAGCCUGUGCGGUUUCCUACAGCUUCAACUUUGAUGAGAGGUAUAAUGUUGAUGUUGUGGGCCGUAUGAUAAGUGGAUAUGAGUCUCCCAUUUCACCGAGUGUGGCGAUCUUUCAGGAGAGUGCCGUAGAGGCCUUCUCUAUAGCCAUGGUGGGAUUCGCUGUGGCCUUUUCUGUUGCUAAAGUCUACUCCAUCAAACAUGAUUACACCAUAGAUGGCAACCAGGAGCUCGUUGCAUUUGGGGUCAGUAAUAUAUUUGGAGCAAGCUUCAGGUCAUUUGCAGCCAGCACAGCUCUCUCUAGAACUGCGGUUCAGGAGAGCUCGGGAGGAAAAACACAGGUGGCAGGGCUGAUCUCCGCUAUGAUGGCCAUGAUUGUAACAGUGGCACUCGGCUUCCUGUUGGAGCCACUUCCCAGGUCUGUACUGGGAGCACUGGUGAUAGUCAACCUGAAGGGGAUGCUGAUGCAGUUCAGGGAAAUAGUAUACCUGUGGUGGAGGGACAAGCCAGAAUGCGUGGUUUGGGUGGCAACAUGCCUGGGCGCCAUCCUACUUGGACUGGAUCUUGGUCUGGCCUUAGGUUUGGGCGUGGAGCUGCUUACUGUCAUCUUCAGGGCUCAAUUCCCCCGAUGUUCCACUCUGGCCAGCAUCCCUGGGACCGACCUGUACAGAGAUCGCAAAGAUUAUGAGCAGACAUUUGAACCAAAAGGAGUAAAAAUCUUUCGGAUACCUUCACCAAUCUUCUUUGCCAACAUUGAGUUCAUCAAGACCAAGCUUGUAGAAGCUGUUGGGUUUAACCCCCUGAGGGUUUUGCGGAAGAGGAACAAGUUAAUCAGAAAAAUAAAGAAACAGUUGCAGAAGAAAGAUAAGGACAUUACAGAGAAAGGAAUAAUGGAUUUGUUCUACACAUCCCCUGAUGGCUUUAAAGUGAUGAUGGAAGAGCUGGAUUUGCCGUCAGAUCUAAGGGACCUUCCAUUUCGAGUAAACUGGAAUGCUGAACUUCCUUCUGACAUCAGUGCUCCCAGAGUGGAUCUCCACAGUCUGAUCCUGGACUUCUCUGCUGUCUCCUUCUUGGACAUUUCUGCUUUGAAAGGACUCAAAUCGGCACUCAAAGAGUUUAUCCGGAUUCAGGUUGAUGUUUACAUAGUUUCUUGUGAUGCCUUCAUCCUGGAGAAGCUGCACAGCUGCAUGUUUUUUGAUGAUGAGAUUCUGACCUCCAUGUUUUUCCCUACCCUACACGAUGCCAUGCUGCAUGUAUAUGAGAAACAAAGACAUGGCCAAAGUAAAGCCUGGGUGGUAAGGAACUCAUCACUUGACCUUUUCCCAGCCUACAUUUUCCCCACACCAGUUGUUUAAGGUCGCUGCUGUCCAUUUAGUCUAGAACAUUUUGGUGUUCAGUGUAGUUUAGGUGCAGAUGUAGCUGCAGAACUAACCCAAACCCUCAUGCCUCCACCACCAUGCUGACUGUUUAUCAGCUAGGAAUUUAACGUGUUAAUUACAAAUAAUUAAUUAGAAAAAAAAUAACACAUAAAAAAUGAUGGCUUGAGCCCGAGCACCGUCCAGUUGGGGGUCGAAAAAGUUUUGCAUCAGAAUUAAUGCCUAUAUGUCAAUAAAUAUCAUCAAGCUGCACCUCUAAAAUACUGCAGAGCCUGAGCUACAAAACCAUAUAAACCUUUUUUAUGUGCUCCAAACACAACUAAAACUGCAAUUGAAUUAACCAGGACACAUCGCUCUUCAUGAAAGAAAGAAAGAAAGAAAGAAAGAAAGAAAGAAAGAAAGAAAGAAAGAAAGAAAGAAAGAAAGAAAGAAAGAAAGAAAGAAAGAAAGAAAGAAAGAAAGAAAGAAAGAAAGAAAGAAAGAAAGAAAGAAAGAAAGAAAGAAAGAAAGAAAGAAAGAAAGGUUAUGUUUUAUUGUAGGUGGACACAUUGUCCAUGUGAACUUUAUUACAGCAGAAGGGACUUACUGUAUGUAUGUAAUUUCUCUGAACCUACUAUGUUCUGACCUUGAGGUUUAACAUCCACUUGUAAAAUGGUAAAUAAAAAAUGGUAAACGGCCUGUACGUAUUUGAUAUAGCGCCUUCUAGAGUCCUGGGGCCUCAGUCAUCAAACGUUCAUAGAAAGAUUCCUAAAUUAAUUCCUAUGAACGAAAUUUAGAAAGUUUGUAGCCUACAAAUGGUCCAAAUACUGAUUUAUGAAACAUACGGUGGCCUCCUGUACUCACGUUCCUCGCACUCAUCUGAUGAUAAAUCCCACCUGUGCGUACUCAGGUGCUCAUGUCCGUUCUCAGUCAGUUACAUACAGAAACGCCCUCAGUUAACCAUUUUUGGUCACGCUGCUUCAUCAACAUGUGAGGGAAUUGCCUGAGUUCUACCCGGAAAAAAGAAAGAAAACUUUGUUGCAAGGUCGAGUCGAGACACUGGCUGCCGAAGUUGCAUACAUUUUGAAUGUUCAUGUUUUUCUUCAAUAAUUAAUCAAAUGUAUAAUCUGUUCUGAUUGGUCGGAUUUGAAAAUUUGUAUUACCUGGUAAAGAGUAAAUCAUUUUAUGUCCUCAUUCCUAUAGCCCUAACACUGAAAAUAGAAGGUCUUGCUGAUAACAUAGAGCAGGUCAAAGGUUAAUUUGCAGGGCACUGAUUUGUCAUAUUCUGGUUACAGAGUGAGCACAUUUUAAGGUGUAUGAAGUAACGCAUCGUUUGAAUUAUUUAAAGCUAAUUAGUCAAAUAUUCAUCCAUUCAUCCAUUGUCUGUACCCGCUGUGUCCACAUAGGGUUGCGGGGGUGCUGGUGCCUAUCUCCAGCGGUCAUUGGACAGUCAGGCGGGGUACAGCCUGGACAGAAAGCCAGUCCAUCGCAGAUUAGUCAAAUAUGUGUGGUGUAUAUAUAUUGUCACAAUGGUUUAACAUUAGUUUUGUGUCUUUUUUUAUUGCAGUUAAAAAAUACCAAACUAUAAAGGACCAAUUUCCUCCUGGGACAUCGGAUCAUGACAAACAUUUUUAAUAAAAUCAUUACAGUUAAAAAUGUGUAUGCAUCAUCUGAAUCUUCAGUUCAACUUAUUUACCGACGCCGCUGUGCAACACUCUGGUUCUUUAUUUGCUGCAAAUGUUUAGAUGUUUGAAUCUGUAAUUUUUCUUAUUGCAUUGCAGAUAUUUGGGUGUUUGCUGGUUACACUCUUCUGUAGUUUCUAUUUCUGAAAUUGAUUGCAAUAAAUUCUGAAUAUUAUAGUAAAAUAAUUACGUUUAAGAAGAUGAUUUAAAAGUGUUCCAAAUGGAGUUUAUGUCCUUCCCACCUAAAGUUUAAAAUGUAUAUAACUAUUACAAUUUAUACAAUAAAUAUAAUUUGGCUUAGUAAAAAACAAGGGUGAUUGGGACUUGACAACCAUUAUGAACCCUACAUAUACUCUGCUUGUGUGGUGGUAGCCUACAGUUGACGGUACUGCUGCAAGGUUAGACACCUGCUGUGGAAGUUGUGUAUCUUGUAUUUGUUUUCUGUGGUUCGUUUCCUCCCACAGACAAAAUAAACAUGUAUAUCACUU